GCGGAGAUAUGCUCGUCGUGCGGGCUUUUGUUUUGAAAAACGGUCGACCGGAGGUUUCGUUUUCAUUUCUCCAUGUGUGACAGCAGUCGGCCAGCCGAGGGGAAGUGAGAGCAGCGGAUUCUCUGCGGUCAGAGAGUCAGGCUAUGUCUGUGAAGAUGGAAAUGGAUAUCAGUGGAGUAUCAAGGGCACCCAUCUCCAUCCUGCCUACUGCUGAGGUCAAAGCCACACUGAAACCAGAGGCAGACAGACCCCGCUGCGCCAGCACCCCUUGCUCACCUAUCAAAAGUACUGUUGCAGGGUACCAGAUUCUCCACAUGGACUCCAACUAUCUGGUGGGCUUCACCACCGGGGAAGAGCUGCUCAAAUUAGCCCACAAGUGGUCGGCCAGCACUCCGGAGAAGAGCUCUGUAUCAGAGGCGUUGCCUAGCCCUGUCCCGAGCUCUGUCUCCAAGCCGAUGGACUUGGGCAUCCACCGGGCAUCACGAAUCUUCAAAGCCAAAAGCCGCUACUACCAACCCUAUGAUAUUCCUGCUGCCAACGGACGGAGACGGAGGCGGAUGCCCAGCUCAAGUGACACCUUCCUCAGGUCCCUGGCUCACAGCGAGCCUGGGAGAGGCCUGCACGGGCCUUUACCCCUCUGCCUGCUCAAAGGGAAGAGGGCCCAGUCCAAGUCUCUGGACUACCUCAAUCUGGACAAAAUGAGCAUCAAGGAGUCGGCAGACACAGACGUUCUGCAGUACCAGCUGCAGCACCUCACCCUGCGCGGAGAGCGUAUGUUCAGCAGAAACAAGACAUGAAAGCACAUGGGAGGGCGUUUGAGGCGUCGUCCACUCUGCUGGAGAUUUGGGUGCUGUUUCCAGCUGUGUGUUUCUCUCUACUCAGAUUAUAGGCAGUUAUUUAACCAGACACUUAACAGGCACUCAAUUAACUUAUUACAUUUAAGCGGGGGUUACAAUGGGAUUCUGAGAUCCACACUAAAAUAUACCCUAUACACAUAAAAUUGUGAACAAAAUUCUCUGUAACCUGGUUGUUUAGGUACAAAAAUGUGAACUAUGUCAAAAUUUAGCAAUAACUGUUGAACUUCUUUAUUGACGAUGUUGUGUGUUUUUACUGUACUUUGGUAUGGAUGUGCGAGUGUUUGUGUGCCUGUGGAUGUGGGUGUGUGCUCUUCUUGAACAUUGCACUUGAUUGCACUGUUAGACAUCUAGGGCUCUAUGUUGUGGUGGUGCAGAUCAAGGGCAGUGACUUUGGCAGUGACAAAGUGGUAAAUUCGUCAGUCACAAGCAGAGUUUUUGCCGCCUGCACCCAUUUGGUGUUCAUUUGCUGGCUCACCCUGGCAUGUCUUCCACCAAAAAGGGCGUGGAGAGCAGGUGGGGCGAGUGUCAACAGAAAGUGGGUGGCAUGAUGUAAGUUUGGGUUCUUACAAUACACUGAACACCUUUUAGUUACAUUUUAGUUAGUGGAGACGCCCCACCAUAGUACUCUUAAAAAUCACAUAUAAGACUUAAUAUAUGUUAUACUUGUCUGUUUCACUUUGAUUUAAAGGUCCAUUUCACACAGUCACACUUUUAGAAUGCAGAACAUGCCAUUGAGAACAUUUACAUGCACGCUAAUAAUAUGACCAUGAGGGACAAUACUAAUGAUUUUGCAUGUUUAGCCUAAUAUCUACAAAAUAUAUAAACUUCAUGUUUCUGCUAAUCUUUUCCCAAAGCAAGCAGUCACGUUAUAUCAUUUUUCCUCCAUUUU
This is a messenger RNA of Myripristis murdjan (pinecone soldierfish), 1746 nucleotides long. It is a transcript of the gene macir, whose product is annotated as macrophage immunometabolism regulator. The transcript is spliced from 2 exons. NCBI's taxonomy places the organism in Eukaryota, Metazoa, Chordata, Actinopteri, Holocentriformes, Holocentridae. Gene Ontology annotation, biological process: negative regulation of fibroblast migration; negative regulation of cytokine production involved in inflammatory response. Bases 144 to 797 code for a protein of 217 amino acids. The record is from RefSeq and is a predicted model, not a curated record.